AUGGGCAUGGGAGCCUGCAGAUCUAGUAGCCCAUCAGAAAGUAAGUCCUUAAUCCAAUUUAUACAGGCAGCCGAUCCCGAAAAUAUUCUACGUUUAAAUUGGGAUGGACGUAUACCUGAUCACUGCUCUGGGAUGUGGAUGGGUAUAAAAUGUGAUGUACUCUCGCUCCACGUAACAGAGAUCAGGCUCGAGAAUCUGAAUAUCAGUGGGACAAUUGAUGCAGAUUCUCUCUGCAAGCUUCCAUCCCUAAAAUUUCUCAGCUUGGCAACCAACCAUAUCGCUGGUGAUAUUCCAAAGUCAAUGUCAAACUGUCUUGGUCUUACUUAUUUGAAUCUGAGCAGCAACAUGCUGAAUGGAAUAGUACCUGCGUCUCUGGAAAGCUUGAAGAACCUCAGAAGCUUCGACAUCUCAAACAAUGAUUUAACAGGAUACAUUCCUCAUUUCAAGCAGGAAAUUGAGCUUGUUUACCACAAUACCAUGAUAUCAGCCAUAUCUGAUAACAAGACUGACGCUACGAUGAAGACCUCUGAUGGUAAAGGAGCCAAUAAAAAGGAGGAAAAGGCACAUAGACUAACGUGGGCCAUCACAACUCUCACUAUGGUUCUCUUGAUUGCCUUCUAUUCAUUGUUCAUAUUUUUCACUGACAAGAAAAAUGGUAGAGCAACUCAAGUGAAGGAGAACAAGGAAUGCGUUCACGGGUCUUCCGCAAGCAAUCAUACUGCUGGGACUGGGGAUGAUAUAGAGAAAGGAGGGGAAGUUCAAGACUUUGUGUUCUUUGGUGACAGACAGGAAAGAUUCACCAUAGACGAUCUCCUUACGUCAGCAGCCGAUAUCCAGGGCCAGAACAUCUACAGCAGUCUCUACAAGAUUCGGCUAAAAAACAGUUCCAUUUUUGCCGUCAAGAGGUUGAAGAAUUUGCAUGUCUCAGGAGAUGAUUUCAAACAAAAGGCCAUGCGGAUAGGAAACUUGAAGCACCCUAAUCUCCUGCCACUUGUGGCUUGCCAUUCCUCAGACCAUGAAAAGCUUUUAAUCUACAGAUAUCAAAAUAGUGGAAGUCUCUCAUCUCUCCUCUCCAGUAAGACUUUCUAA
This is a messenger RNA of Elaeis guineensis (African oil palm), 1089 nucleotides long. The record is from RefSeq and is a predicted model, not a curated record. Lineage: Eukaryota; Viridiplantae; Streptophyta; Magnoliopsida; Arecales; Arecaceae.